AUGCCCUCUGGAUCCCGAAAUGUACAAAGAGUCUGCGUUCUACUAUCGUGCACCUUUCUCGGUUUAAUCUGCGGCACGCUAUAUUUGUACUCGUCAUAUAGUCCACAGCUAGCGAAGCAACUUUCGUAUACAGUCUCGGACCUGUCGCUUAUUGCACUAUGUGGUACAGUUGGAAUGGCAGUCGCGGGCCCAGUAUCGGGGGCAGUCGUCGACAAGAAGGGCUACACUGUGUCGAUUUUGAUUGGAGGGUUGUUGAUCAUCUCGGGGUACAUUGGCUUGAAGUACCAAUUUGACCAAGCAUGGAGCAAAUUGCAAGUGUCCUGCUAUUGGAUCUUUUCCAUAGGACUAGGCUCGACUUUUAUCAACUCGGCUUGCCUUAAAUGCUGUGCUGUCAGCUUUCCCAGCAUACGUGGUGUGGCGACGUCAUUACCGUUGGCAUUGUACGGGCUAAGUGCCUUGUUUUAUUCCGUUAUUGCGUCCACUUUUUACCCCGGCAAAACGUCGGACUUUUUGGAGUUCUUGGCCAGGUCAAUCGUGAUUAUAUACGUUGUGUGUUUUCCCAGUGUCUAUUUGGCUGACAAGGAGCACAAGUUGAAAAGAGCCACCAGCUUCCAGAGCAAACAGCGACUGUUGCUGCUGCCGGACGACCCCGAGCCCAUCCAUAACGAGCAACGCGGAUAUUUAUUCAUGGACUACAAGUUUUGGCUCCUUUUCCUCAUCACGGGGUUUCUAGCUGCACUUGGCCAAAUGUACAUCUACUCAGUUGGCUACAUGGUCAAAGCUUUGGUCUUGGCCAACAGUGCUUCACUUGAUGAAACUUUGUUGCAACAACUGUCGCAGAGCCAAAUUAGCCACUCUAGCCAAAUCGAGUUGGUGGUGCAACAAGAGCAACAGUUGCAAGUCGGGCUCAUAUCGAUUGCAAACUGUCUUGGCAGAAUCUCAUCGGGUGUCUUGGGCGACAUCAUCACUCAAUCGUUUGGCAAGCCUCGGUCGUGGCUACUUGUUAUCCCAGCGAUAGGCACAAGCUUCUGUCAAAUACUCAGCUCUGCAGUAGAAAAUUAUGCAAGGCUACCGGGCAGCUCUUUUCUCGUUGGCUACUUCUACGGUUUCACCUUUUGCCUAAUGCCAAUUAUAGUAGGUGACGUCUUUGGCAUGGAGAAUUUUUCAUUCAACUGGGGGAUGGUGAGCAUGGCUCCAAUUAUACCGAGCUACUACUUCACCAGCUUAUUUGGCGAAAUUUACGAUGCAAACUCAAAAGGUGAUUCAAAACUCACUACCACCACCGGCUCUCUUGAGGCGUCCAAGCCUGCUGCAGCACAAUUGAGUGUGGGCUGCUUCUUGGGGAACCGGUGCUACAACUCCAUAUUCACCUUGACUUUCAGCGUGGGGCUAGUCGCGUGCGUUCUUGUAGUAAUCCUCAACGUUGCAGACUUGAUGUUCAAGAAGCGAAACCGCAAGUUGCUUUCGUUGCUGGAGAUACGAGCUGACAAUUUCCAUCCAGAAAAGCCAAAGUAG
Molecule: messenger RNA, 1515 nt
Organism: Lodderomyces beijingensis
Lineage: Eukaryota; Fungi; Ascomycota; Pichiomycetes; Serinales; Debaryomycetaceae
Source: the annotation of a GenBank genome assembly